CCAAAGAGGGGAAAGGUUUCAUUUUCUCUCCACUGCCUCUCUUCUCCACAACCAAACAUAUCCUAACUUGGAAAGAACCGGGCUGACCGGUCUGCCUUGGAGCCAGGAUGCCAUGGGUGUGUGUACCGGUCGGACACGUCAGCAAUUCAACUUGAAAAUCACGAUUAUCCGUUCCAGUUAGAUUUUGGUCGCCGGGAAACCCCAGGGCGGCGCGACCAUGUAGGAGUGCAGCUCCGUUUUCCUCUCCGCCAAAUUCUAGAAAAAUGGAGUCCCAAAUCCUUCGCGGCUUCACAUUCAGAUCACUCCAACUAAAUCUCACAUCCACUGAUCAUCGAUUCAAUUUCCCACCGGGAAAUGGUUGCCGGCGAGAAAGUCGAAGAUUCCCACGCCGCAUCACCUCCUACGUCCGUUGCCGGAAGAUUCCGGCCGAAAACGCCGAAAAAGUCAGCGGCACGAAGAGGCGGGAUGUGCUCGCCGCCUCUUUGAUCGUACUCGGAUCCAGUGUACUCCGGGCGGCGGUCUCGAGAGCCGACGAUAAUCCCCCGGACAGUAACGCGACCGGGGCGGAGGUUCCGAUUCCAGUGACGGAUCAAGUUGAUAAGGCAGCGGAGAAGGAGGAGAAGACAGAAGAGGCGAUUAAUUCUAGGGUUUACGACGCUGCGGUGAUCGGAGAGCCGCUGGCGGUGGGGAAGGACAAGAGUAGAGUGUGGGAAAAGCUAAUGAAUGCCCGGAUUGUGUAUUUAGGAGAAGCCGAGCAAGUUCCCACCCGGGACGACAAGGAAUUGGAGCUUGAGAUUUUGAAGAGCUUGAAGAAGAGAUGUGUAGAGGCUGAGAGGCCUAUUUCCUUAGCUUUGGAAGCAUUUCCUUGCGAUUUACAGCAGCAACUCAACCAGUUCAUGGCCAAGAGUAUAAGUGGAGAAAUCUUAAAGUCUCUUGUGUCACAUUGGCCACCUCAACGUUGGCAGGAGUACGAGCCCAUCUUGUCUUACUGCUGUGCUAAUGGUGUGAGGCUAAUUGCUUGUGGUUUGCCCCUCCAGGUUCAAAGGACAGUGCAAGCAGAAGGCAUUCGUGGACUUUCCAAAUCCGAUUCUAAGAAAUACUCACCUCCUGCUGGUUCAGGCUUCAUCUCGGGAUUUACUCCAAGAUCUCAGAGAUCCUCCAUGGAUAUGAAUUUGUCACUUAAUAACUCAAUGCGGUUUGGUUCACAGUCAUAUCUUUCUGCACAAGCAAGAGUUGUAGAAGAAUACAAUAUGUCUCAAAUCAUAUUACAAGCCGUAGAAGAUGAUGGAACAACAGGUUUGCUUUUGGUUGUCACAGGCGCAACCCAUGUUGCUUAUGGAUAUAGAGGGACUGGGCUGCCUGCCAGGGUUUUUAGGAAGUUGCAACAAAAGAAUCAAAGUGUCAUCUUACUUGAUCCUGAAAGACAAGAAAUAAGGAGAGAAGGAGAAGUUCCUGUUGCAGAUUUUUUGUGGUACUCUGCAGCGCGACCUUGCAGUAGAAAUUGUUUUGACCGCGCUGAAAUUGCACGUGUGAUGAAUGCAGCUGGGAGGAGGAGAGAUGCCUUACCCAAGGAUCUCCAAGAAGGACUUGAUCUUGGACUGGUAUCACCGGAAGUGCUGCAGAACUUUUUUGAUCUUGAGAAAUAUCCUUACAUUUCUGAAUUAACCCAUAGUUUUCAGGGUUUUAGGGAGAGAUUGUUGGCAGAUCCUAAAUUUCUACACCGGUUAGCUAUUGAAGAAGCUAUAUCUAUCACAACCACACUUUUAGCUCAGUAUCAAAGGCGUAAAGAAAAAUUCAUGGAGGAGCUUGACUAUGUUAUAACAGACACCCUUAGGGGAAGUGUUGUAGACUUUUUCACAGUGUGGCUUCCUGCCCCCACAAUUUCUUUUUUACCCGCGGCCCAUGACGUUAAUGCCCCUGAAAGCUUUGAAGCAUUGAAGGGUCUCUUGGCAUUGAAGGGUCUCUUGGGUUCCAUCCCGGAUAAUGCAUUUCAAAAAAGCGUAGCAGGGAAGGAAUGGGGAUUGAGCCACAGGGUUGCAUCAGUUAUUGUUGGUGGCCUUAAAUUGGCCAGUGUAGGAUUCAUUUCAAGUAUUGGUGCAGUGACUUCUUCAAAUGUCUUGUUUGGAAUACGUAAAAUAAUAAAUCCAACUCUUGCCAAGACCCAACAAACUAAGCGGUCUCCGGUAUUGAAAACCGCUCUCGUGUAUGGGAGCUUUCUUGGAGUAUCAGCAAAUCUACGGUAUCAGAUUAUUGCAGGUCUAGUGGAGCACCGGAUUUCGGACCAGUUCUCUGACCAGAUAUUGCUUGUAAAUAUGUUGUCUUUUGUUGUUCGCACGAUCAACUCAUAUUGGGGUACCCAGCAAUGGAUAGACCUUGCACGGUCUACAGGACUGCAAGCGCCAAACGUUGAAGGAGACUCCGGAAACGCUGCUGCAGUGGAAUGUCAAACUUCAGAUGACACCUAUACUAUUGAUGAUUGAUACCAUCAACCAGUCUGAUUCAAAUCUUCCCCAGGUUUUGUUUCAUACACACUGUUUCUCCAUGCACAUUACACAUAUGCACAUCUUUUUAUGUAUGAAGUAAUUAAUUGUAAACCAGUGAUUCGUCUGUAUAAAACUAUUUCUGGAGAACUUUGAUAUAUAUAGUUUUGAUUCUUAAAGCUGAUUUUGAAUAUUU
Cuscuta campestris is the source of this 2676-nucleotide messenger RNA. Lineage: Eukaryota; Viridiplantae; Streptophyta; Magnoliopsida; Solanales; Convolvulaceae. The record is from the annotation of a GenBank genome assembly.